UUUGAGAUUGUCACGGGAUAUUUUUUUAAUUAAGUUAUUUUUAGUUGUAGGUUAUAUUGGUAGUUUAUUUUCAACACGCCGCCUCAUUAAUCCUUUAACUUCGCCGGCCAUCACUAGUAUUUCUUAUAGACAUCCCAAGAUUGUUGAUAAACUCUAUCAUCGGCCCAAAAAAGAAUGGUCUACUUCGUGGUCCAGUUUGGACAACGACGUUAUCUAUGGAAGGAACAAGUUAACGAAGUUAACUGUAUCUCAAUCACUUACCGUGAACACUUUAUACCUCACAUUGCAAACGAGGAUAUAUUACAUCAACAUAUACCACGGUGUUGUGUUCCUAUUUUGAAACCUUGUGAAGGUUGUUCUAAGCACACGCCGUAUUAUCGUGAUCUAAGGCCAAUAUGCGUUGUUGUUACCGCAACCCACCAACUUUACAAAAUAGAUGUACAUGGAAAAUCAUUCAAACCCAAACUUAACAUUUCAAAUUUACCGAAAAACUGUGUUUUUCCACAACGAUCUUUGUUUAGUUUAAGGAUCAGUGCUUUUAAUAUUUUUACUAUUAAUUCUAGACGCGCUGGGUCAGCAGCUGUACCAGCUAUUGAUAUAAAUACAACUUCGGCGAACGCUCCUUCAGCUUCAUGUUCACGAACGAAGCAUAUUAUCUCAAGAUAUCAGUCGAUAUCUAAUUGGAGAUCUUGACACUAUUACUAAACUUAUUACUUUAUCGGAA
Molecule: messenger RNA, 724 nt
Organism: Rhizophagus irregularis DAOM 181602=DAOM 197198
Lineage: Eukaryota; Fungi; Glomeromycota; Glomeromycetes; Glomerales; Glomeraceae
Source: RefSeq, a predicted model, not a curated record